AUGUGGGGAUGGGGUCAAGGCAGAACAAUCAAGGAUUCCGUCAGCAGUCGAGGGCACCACCGGCGGAACCAACCAAGGAUGAAUCGUGAUCAACCUCCGCGACAACAACAACCUCACCGCCCAAGACUUCCCUCCCAGGAUAGAGCAUAUGCGCUGAGUUCUAAACAACCCAAGACUGAGCAAGGGAGUCACGAGAACGGAAACUUGGCAGGUAUGGGCCAACUCCUCGAUACACCUAUUGUUGUAUUGUUUGAUACAGGCGCAUCGCAUUCUUUCAUAUCAGAACUAUGUGUGGACACAUUAAGUAUGCCUGCUAAUAUAUCUGAACAUAAGAUGAUGGUGACCUCACCAGUGGGAGGGGUAAUAGAGAUUUCUCGAACAUGCUCGAAUGUAGAAAUUUUUAUGGGAGAACUUAAGCUAGUCGCGCACAACUUAAAAGUCAUGGCAAUGGGGAAUAUCGAUAUAAUCUUGGGAAUGGAUUGGUUAACUGUGAAUUUUGCUACUAUUCGUUGCAAGGAGAGACAAAUAGCAUUACAAGUCCUGGAAAAUAACCAAUCGUGUAUCAUGAAAUCACGAUGA
Molecule: messenger RNA, 579 nt
Organism: Salvia splendens (bonfire salvia)
Lineage: Eukaryota; Viridiplantae; Streptophyta; Magnoliopsida; Lamiales; Lamiaceae
Exons: 1
Coding region: 1-579 (192 amino acids)
Biological process (GO): proteolysis
Molecular function (GO): aspartic-type endopeptidase activity
Source: RefSeq, a predicted model, not a curated record